Molecule: messenger RNA, 2184 nt
Organism: Antrostomus carolinensis (chuck-will's-widow)
Lineage: Eukaryota; Metazoa; Chordata; Aves; Caprimulgiformes; Caprimulgidae
Gene: SLC16A9
Product: solute carrier family 16 member 9
Exons: 5
Coding region: 45-1568 (507 amino acids)
Biological process (GO): transmembrane transport; monocarboxylic acid transport
Molecular function (GO): monocarboxylic acid transmembrane transporter activity
Source: RefSeq, a predicted model, not a curated record
UGUUUACACAGGUUCUGCCUGUACAUCUGCACUCAUCUGACAAGAUGGUUUUUCGGAAACCACCAGAUGGUGGCUGGGGCUGGGUGAUUGUUGCUGUUUCCUUCUGUACUCAGUUCUUGUGUUACGGAUCACCGCUGGCGGUGGGAGUCUUGUAUUUAGAAUGGCUGGAUGCUUUUGGAGAAGGGAAAGGCAAGACUGCAUGGGUUGGAUCACUAGCAAAUGGAAUUGGAUUGCUUGCCAGUCCUGUCUGCAGUAUAUGCGUAUCAUCUUUUGGAGCAAGGCCAGUAGCAAUUUUCAGUGGCUUUAUGGUGGCCGGGGGCCUCAUGAUGAGCAGUUUUGCACCUAACAUAUACUUCCUAUAUAUUUCAUAUGGGAUUGUUGUUGGUCUUGGAUGUGGCCUUUUGUAUACCGCAACAGUCACCAUCACUUGCCACUACUUUGACAAGCGCAGGGGCCUUGCACUUGGUCUGAUUUCAACAGGCUCAAGUGUUGGACUCUUUAUAUAUGCAGCGCUGCAAAGAGAGCUUAUUGAUCUAUAUGGGCUGGAUGGUUGUCUGCUGAUAGUUGGCGCACUGUCUCUAAAUAUAUUAGCAUGUGGCAGCCUAAUGAGGCCAUUGGAGUCAUCUGAUUCCCGUCCACCAGAAAAAACAUGUGUAGACAAAGUCCCAGAUCAAUAUUUUGUUUACCAUGAAAAAGAAAAGACUGUUGAAGAAAAUAUAAGCAUCCUUGAGAAGGGCUACGUUGAUGAAAAAUGUGCGAACAAUAUGCCUGAUUACAAACAAGAUAGCAUUUUAAAUAAGAAUGUAUUAAGCUCAAUAAAUGUAAAUGAGAAAGAUACUUAUAAAAAGAAGGUUGUAGAACAGACAAACUUCUGCAAACAACUCGCCAAAAGGAAGUGGCAGCUCUAUUUGAACUACUGGGAGGAAACCAUGGUUCUUUUUAAGAACAAAGUAUUUUCAGCUCUCUUUGUUGCCAUCUUGCUCUUUGAUAUUGGUGGAUUUCCUCCUUCUCUGCUCAUGGAAGAUGUAGCAAGAAGUGCAAACAUUAACGAAGAUGACUAUCAUAUGCCCCUUAUUUCCAUUAUAGGCAUUAUGACUGCUGUUGGCAAACUUACUUUAGGAAUACUGGCAGAUUUUAAGUGGGUUAACACUUUAUAUCUAUACGUAACUACCUUACUAAUGACAGGAGUGGCCUUGUUUGCAAUUCCAUUUGCCAAAAGUUACCUUACAUUAGCGAUGCUUUCUGGGAUUUUGGGUUUUCUGACUGGGAACUGGUCGAUUUUUCCAUAUGUAACAACGAAGACUGUGGGAAUUGAGAAACUGACUCACGCAUAUGGGAUAUUGAUGUUCUUUGCUGGACUGGGAAAUAGCCUCGGACCACCGAUUGUAGGUUGGUUUUACGACUGGACGCAGGAGUAUGACACUGCAUUUUAUUUCAGUGGCUUUUGUGUCCUACUGGGUGGAUUUCUUCUGCUGUUGGCAGCGUUACCCUGCUGGAAUGCCUGUACCCAUCAGAGCUCAAAGCUGCCUCCAAAUACUUACUCCUACAAAGUUGCAUCUAAUGCUUAGGUGACAACUGGAAAACACUUUGUGCUUUUAUAUCAUAUAGCAAAGUAUUUUAGUAAUUUUCCACUUAUUUAUGAAGCCCAAAAAUCCUCUUCCACUAGAAAAAUUCCAUUGUUGCUUGUUGUUCAGUUCUUUUUCUUCUUUUAUUUCUUUUUUAUUUAACUUUUAAGAACAGUCUUAUUCUGUCUACUAUGCACUGUGUUUUCAGCCUUUGUCUACUGUAAUUUCCUUUCACCCUCUAAGGGGUAUAUUCUGCUGUAUUAUCAGCUGUACUUUUUUUUUUUUUUCCCCUCAAGGGGUUUGGUGUGGAGGGGUGAAAACUUUGAAGCACAAAUGAAGGCCUGUUCCGUUUAGGAGAAGGCUGGUAUUUCUGUCACCUUUUCUAGGUCUCCAAGUUGCACAAUCAGACUUUACAAAACAAAAAUUUGCCUUAUUAGUAUGUAAUACUGUGGCAAGGUGCUUAUAACAUCAUGCUUAGAUUAACUUUUUGUCUUUUUAAAGUUUCUGCAAUUUACAAUGAAGUGCCAAUUUGGGGGAUGGCGAAGAGGGGGAACAAAACCAACCUUGUGUUGCAUAACUGAAGUGAACUUUAUGAUGAAAGUAAAGAUUCUUACUACCA